Molecule: messenger RNA, 3207 nt
Organism: Dreissena polymorpha
Lineage: Eukaryota; Metazoa; Mollusca; Bivalvia; Myida; Dreissenidae
Product: peroxisome proliferator-activated receptor alpha-like
Exons: 6
Coding region: 2223-2801 (192 amino acids)
Biological process (GO): cell differentiation; positive regulation of transcription by RNA polymerase II; negative regulation of transcription by RNA polymerase II
Cellular component (GO): nucleus
Molecular function (GO): zinc ion binding; nuclear receptor activity; RNA polymerase II cis-regulatory region sequence-specific DNA binding
Source: RefSeq, a predicted model, not a curated record
ACUUAGCCAGAUGCAUGUGGAAACAAGUGGUCUGUUUAUAUUUUAGAAUUAAGUGUUUACACAGUGCAUCUUAUAUUUUAUAGAAGUUUAUAGAUACUAUGGAAUAAGUAUGAUCAAUCAUAUUCGUUGUGGUAUUGUUUACUUAACAUAUUAUAUAUUUAAUCAGUUUACUAAAUAGUACUGUGUUUAUGUUCCGCAUUGUUGUAUUGGUGGUGUGAUUGUAAGCGGACGGAAUUCCCGCAAGAGCGAAGAUAGUAAGUAAGACGCACUUUCGUUAUAUGUGACAGGUAACAAUUAACCCUUUAAUUACAUUUGCCACCGAAGCCAUUCAGAGCAAAGGAGCAUAUUUUUGUCGUAACUACUGCGAUGCCAUUGAAGCCAAGUCCGAAUCAACGAGUGGUCGCUUGUGUCGGAGCCCUAAUAAGGCUCAGGGCGUUAUUAAUCUGACAGUAGCAGCCAACAGGUUUCUAGAUUGUACCAUGCUGGCAUUCAAAGAAGAUGAAUUCCGUGAGUCGGCAGUGAGAUAUGAAGGCGACAUUGAGCGGGAGAACCUGCGGUACUCAAACAACACCGACAACAGCACUUCGGACCUUUCCGAACAGUACAUGGUUGCUGCUUCUGGUGAAAUUGUAGAAAUUAGUGCGACACAUUACGCACCGCAGUCUGACUCUUUUCCUUGCGAUAUCAUCUCCGUCGAGAAGAAGCCCCGACCUCAAUACAAGCCGUCACGACCUCUACUUCUUCCGCCUUGCCGGGUGUGCGGGGACAGAGCUUCCGGUUUCCAUUAUGGCGUGAAUACAUGCGAGGCAUGUAAGGGUUCAUUUCGGCGAAAUAUUUGUAAAACAGAGCCGUAUGUGUGUUGUAAUGGAACACAGGACUGUCGGAUCGCUCCCGGGAAGUGGACGGCGUGCUCUCACUGCCGCUACAAGCGCUGUCUGGAGGUGGGCAUGUCAAAGGGGGCCAUCAAAACCGGCAGGUACACGCACGAACUGCGCUCGAAAAAUACCCUCGAAGUUAAAAUGUUGGAAAAGCAGAACGGUGGCGACACGGUGGAGGCAGAUAGGGUUCAUGAUGUGUCAUCGUUUCUAAGUAAACAUCCCGAUGAAGACGGCGAGAGACUCGACAGUAUUCAGAGACUGAUUCUUGAGGAGACAUGCGGUGUACUUGUGUCUGCUCAAAAAUUUCUCUUCGAAUCCCUGGACGAAUAUUUUCAAGAAGAUCUCAUGCUCAAGCGACAAAAUUCGGUCUUUGAAAGUAAUAUAAUUUAAACUGAUAUCUGCUUUAUAUUAUUGUUAUACGUGUUUUGCUAUUUCCAUCAUCAUUAUCAUCAUCAACAACAACAACAACUAGAACACAAUCAGCAAUUUGAUGGUACAUUAUGUAAAUAUCAUACGUAAAAUAGGGGUACAUGAAAUGCUUCACCCUGAGGAGAGUAAUGUCUUUCUGGGUUGCACAUUUAUCUUCGAUUGGUAAUAUUAACAAUAAAUCGGAAAAUGUCUAUCAAUUUUUUUACGCAAACCAAAAGAACGUGUAUAGAUGUUGCAGAUGUUGAGUUUUAAUAAUUGCCUUAUUAUUUUGCUAUACAAAAAAUAUUUGAAAACUCGUGCUUCUUUUUUCGUCCCAGGCGAGGGAUAUCUUAAAUUUAUAGCCUUAUCGGUGUGUAUUACGUAACAACGUCAUGACAUACAUACAUAAUGCAAGGAUUUUCAUAUUGUUAUUUAAGAUGGGAAAGUCAUAAUAUUAAUGUAAUAUCCUGAAGGAAAAUCAAAUAAUGUAUAUAAGUCGUACUUGAAGUUACGCCAGACGCAUUUGCGACGCUUGAUUGAGUUUUUAUUUGCAUUUUAAAAAGUUUUUAUCAUUAGUUACAGCUUCAUUAUCAAAAUAAAAAGUUUUCUUUGCGAACUGUUGCUCAAACGUGCCCACCGCCAAACGCUUCAAUCAACAGGGAGAUUACUAGGGGGGAAUCCCCUGUGUCUGAUGCAGGUGUUUCCACGAACAAUGCUCAGUCGUCAGGUCAAGGUCACGGACUGAACUCCGCCGAAGAACCAUUUGGGGACGAUGGCAGGCCGCUCACAGACGUUUCGUUUAUAAGGAACAAGCCUAAACUUCUUGCCAAUAUACCGAAUCAAAACGGACAUCCGUUGAACGGUGAAUAUGUAAUAAAACCGAAUUUAGUGAAUGACCAUACUUCGAAAUCGGUUGAAGAAACGAAAGCCACGGUGAUGACGCAGGUGCUUACGAGCAUCCAGCUCGGCGUAAAGGGAAUGCUGUCGUUCGCCAUGGCUGUUCCCGGUUUCCAAGAGUUGGACAGCGAGGACCAGGCGUCGCUUCUCAAAGCGUCCAGGUUCGACAUUUGGUAUGUGGGCCACAUACGGUGCUUCAAUUGCACCCUCAUGGUAGGCGCCUGCGAUUGGGAGUUCCACGCGGAAGAGCUGGCCCAGGUCUGGGGCGCUGACCUGGUGGAGUUUAUAUUCCGGAUGUCGCGGCAAGGGAACCUACUGGACUUCAGCACGGAGGAGAUAGCCGUGCUACGUGCCGUCUGUCUCACCUUUACAGAUCGCUGCCCCACACUCAAGGAGAGGCAACGCGUGGAGCAGAUACACAUCUUCCUAUGGGACGUACUAAAGUACGUCGUCUCCCGUACGCAAAAGGACUUCAACCACUGGCUAAGCAAGACCGUUAACUUCCUGUGUCUACUGAGGGAGUUCGGUAUCAAGUUCGAAUCUGCAUCUAGUCAGCUGACAUUAGGCUGGGAAGUGCUCUCAGAUAAUCCGCUCCUUCUAUCGGCGUUCUUGGGUUAACAGAAGGAUAGCUGUAGGGGUAUCUACUUCGACGCGAAAUAACACUAUUGCGUAAUUUAUUGUUUGACAUAUGAGUUUUCUGUGAAAUGUUUGAUCACCAUCCAAAAAACAAGCAAAACAUGUUGGUCAUUUAUUAAAUUAAAUUAAUUCUCAGCAUUUUUACGAUAUGAAUAUAGCUUGUAGUGAUUUUCGGUUUUGCGUCAUUUUGUAAACGAGGUAAAUAACGAAAUUGUCAUGUAAGAUUUCAAAACAAAUGUACAUAUAAAACGCAAGCAUUGAAUGAUAAUAUUACAAUAAAGUUAAGGUAUAAUUAAAUAGACAUUUAUACUCAUCAGACAGUUUACGGAAAGCUCUUCUGUGCUCCUGUGCUACGAGUAGGUAAAUUAAAAAAAAGUAAUGUCCAUUA